CGGCUAGCGAGUCUGUUUUCGAGUUGACACCCUCCCCAAACCUCGGCAGCAGCUAAGCUGCACAGUCGACAUGGCAAGAAAAUAUCGCAACAAUUUCCUAAAGAAAGAUGAAAAUCUUCCAAGUCUUUUGGAAUGAUAUUCAUCACGCGAUGUGAUCCAAAAUCCACAAUGUGUGAGAACAUUUAAGAACGAUUGAGUUCGGAAGAAAACAUUUUGAUUCCAGUGGAAUCUUCCAUAUAUAAAUAUAUAUAUUAUUUGAUUUCUUUUCUCUGUGUUAAAACUUACACACAUUUACACACACGUGUCCCAUCAACAUAUAACCAUGCCAGUCCAAGCACCACAAUGGACAGAGUUCCUGCUGUGCCCGAUCUGCACACAGACAUUUGAGGAGACUGUUCGCCGGCCCAUCAGCUUGGGCUGUGGACACACGGUCUGCAAGAUGUGCCUGAACAAGUUGCACCGUAAGGCCUGUCCGUUUGACCAGACAGCCAUCAGCACAGACAUCGAGCAGCUACCUGUCAACACGGCCCUGUUGCAGCUGGUGGGAGGCCAGGUUCCUAAGGCUCAGCCAGUUGCCUUGAUUACCAGUCCGGAGGACUCGCAGCAUUAUGAGGAGGCCAGGCAGUGUGUGGAGGAGCUGGCCCUCUACCUCAAACCUCUCAGCAACACAAGAGGUGUGGGUCUGAGCAGCACAGCCCAGAGCAUGCUAAGUCGGCCCAUGCAGAGGAAACUGGUAACUCUGGUCCACUGCCAGCUGGUGGAGGAGGAGGGCCGUGUUAGAGCCAUGAGAGCUGCCCGCUCUCUGGGCGAGCGAACUGUCACCGAACUCAUCUUGCAGCACCAGAAUCCACAGCAGCUCUCCUCCAAUCUGUGGGCUGCUGUCCGUGCACGAGGAUGUCAGUUUCUCGGGCCGGCCAUGCAGGAGGAAGCUCUAAAGUUGGUCCUUCUAGCUCUAGAGGACGGUUCUGCUCUAUCCAGGAAGGUGUUGGUUCUCUUUGUAGUCCAGAGACUUGAGCCUCGCUUCCCACAGGCCUCUAAAACUAGCAUAGGCCAUGUGGUUCAACUCCUCUACAGGGCCUCCUGCUUCAAGGUUACCAAACGUGAUGAGGAUUCAUCCCUGAUGCAGCUUAAAGAGGAGUUCCGAACCUACGAGGCUCUGCGUCGCGAGCACGACUCUCAGAUAGUUCAGAUUGCCAUGGAGGGUGGGCUGCGCAUCGCACCUGACCAGUGGUCCUCUCUGUUAUAUGGAGAUCAAUCUCACAAGUCACACAUGCAGUCUAUCAUAGAUAAGCUGCAGACCCCAGCAUCUUUUGCUCAGAGUGUUCAGGAGCUGACGAUUGCGCUGCAGAGGACCGGAGACCCAGCCAACCUCAACAGACUGCGGCCUCACCUGGAGCUGCUGGCAAACAUUGAUCCAAGUCCUGAUGCUCCCCCUCCUACGUGGGAGCAGCUCGAGAAAGGGCUGGUUGCAGUGAAAACAGUGGUGCAUGGUCUGGUGGACUUCAUUCAGAACCACAGCAAGAAAGGAGCUGACCCUCAACAGCCUCCUCAACACAGCAAGUACAAGACAUACAUGUGUCGUGACAUGAAGCAGAAGGGAGGCUGUCCUCGCGGAGCCAGCUGCACCUUUGCUCACUCUCAGGAAGAACUGGAGAAGUAUCGUAAGAUGAAUAAGCGCCUGGCAGCUCGCCUCCCUGGCUCAGGAGGGCUCAUGCCAGAUGACGGCCUUCCUCUUGAUGUAGCAGUGACCAGGAAGCCUUCACCCCUCACCAAUGGCGCACCCUCUUUGCCCCAGUUGAUUGCCCGUGGCACCGACACAGUCCCAUAUGAGCUGUUGCGUAAACCCAUGAAGAUGGACGGAGGGAGUCCCAGUGCCCCAGGAUCACCACCUGAUCCCAUGGACCAGAUGCCCAAACCCGGUAUGCCACUGCCACCUCAUGCCAUGGCCCACCCAAGGAUGCCAGCGGACCACCUCUCUGGGGUAAAGCACAUGCCAGUGGUGGCCAGAGGUUCACCAGUGUACCCCCAGCCACAGCUCUCUGAUAUGUGCUACGACGCUCGCCCACCACCCUCUGUUUCUCAGUAUGAACCCUCACAAUAUUCCACAGGGUACCCCUACCAGCAGCCACAGUAUGUUCCCCGGGAUUACAUGCGUAAUCCUCCUCCACCCAGUGAGUCAGGGCCCCCUUAUCAGGACCCCUACCCUGGCUACGGCCCUCCAGAACGCCCAUACCAGGCCCCUCACGCCGGUCCACCCUUCUCUUACCCACAUCCUCCACACCAUGAUCGGGGUCGCCAUGGGACCUAUUCUGGCCCACCACCCCCUCCACAGGCUUACCAAUCUCAGAGGGAUGGCCUGGUCAGAAUGAGCCCUGCCCCUCUGGACGUCCCUGCACCGUCAACAGCACAGGCCAAUUCACUUUACCACCAGGAGCAUAGUGCACGGGAUAGAUACCCUCCAGAUGGCUACUAUCCACCAGGUGCCCAGCCUCCACCCAUGAGGACCUAUGUCAGGGGACCAUCAUAUGGUGGGUCACAGCCCAGCCUUGACUACCUGCACCGACGUCGCCAGGAGCUGUUAUCGCAGCUGGAGGAAAGGAAGGUCAUCUCUCCUCCACCAUUUGCUGCCUCCCCCACUCUUUCCCAUUCCUUCCCCAGUGACUAUCCUCCAGAGUAUGGGGAGGAGAGCUCAAAAACCAUGAUGAAAUGCAGAGAGCCUGACUACGCAGGGCAAUACUCCCCCUGGUCUUGUGAAACCAUUGGCUCCUACAUUGGCACAAAGGACGCCAAACCCAAAGAUGUUAUGGUUCCUGGCACCAUGGAGAUGAUGAAUGUGGAAGCUAAGGAUCUGAGAGAACCAUCGCUGGAGGCUCCUAGGAGGGGUACAGAAGUCAAGGAUGAUGACCCGAUUAUCCCGUUUGGCCCCCAGCCCACUGUAUCACGCUUCGGUGCCAUUUCUCGCACCUCAAAGACUGGCUACCAGACCACCUGCCCAGUGCAGGCUAUGGCCUCCACUCCCCAGAACCCAAACUCUAAACAUAUGGCUAUGCCAGAAUACACAUACGGAGGCCAUGUAGGAUGGGGUGGAGCUUCAUACCCCUCCCACCAGACUGCCUCUGCCUCUCAGGGACACUUAAGUGAGCGCCUACCUAUGGCAGCCCCAGACAGAGAACAGUUAAAGAUUGAGCUGCAGCAGGUCAACCAACAGAUCAACCAACAGACCCAGAUGCGAAGCAUGGAGGCUGCCAGUAACUCUCUGCUGCUGCAGAGGGAGGCCAGCGCAUUGGCAGGACAGCCUGUGCAGUCCAGCCAGAGCCAGGCGGCAGCAGUAGCCCAGCAGCAGCAGCAGGCCAAGUGGCCAGCAGGGGGAGCAAAUACAGUAGCUGUAUCCAGUGAACAGCUAAGCCUGGAGCUCCACCAGGUGGAGAGAGAGAUUGGCAAGAGGACCCGUGAGAUGGCUUUGGAAAACCAAGUAGCCCAUGAUGUUCAGCAGUACAAGAUGAAACCUGCAGAGAAUGGACAACCAGAGCACAAGACACAGCUGGAGGAAAUCUCGCUGGCUCUUGGCGAGGUGUCAAAUGGCUCCAGCAGUCUGCAAGAAAGUGCAGUGGGCGGGUCCAUGCUGUCACUGACCAAUAAGACGUCUGCGUUGAGCAUGUGCUCUGAUCCUGGUGCCACUGGUUCAGAGAUGCAGAAGAAUGGCGUUGUCCAUUCCUGCUCUUAGGCAGUACACACACACACACACACACACACACACACACACACAAGAUGCUCAAUUGAAAAGCAUGCACAGGCACACACACACACACCCAUUCUAUUUAGAAGAUGAGCAGUAUCUGCCGUGAUAUGAAUUUUCUUUCUUUUUGUUCUGUGAAUGAGCUUUUUUUAAUGACUUUCCUUGCCUGGAAACCAGGGCAUAUGAUAACAUUUCUUGUGUGUGUUUAAUUUUUUUUUUCAUUCUUUUUUUGUACUGGGAUUAUAGAUUAACAAGGCUCACAAUAGAUAUAUUAGGAAGAGAAAUGGUGGUGACGUUGACAGUGGUAUUAUAAUUACAUUCAGCAUGGAUAGGCCUAUUCCAUCUUUCAUUAACACACAAACAUUAAGUAUUUGCCUGAUCCUCCUCAUAUCAGAUUGUUUUCGGCAUACAUAUAAAUGAACGGUUAGAUACAAAGGAGCAGGUCAGUAAGCACUAUCUCAACACAUCGCAUGCACUCUGAGGAACCUCUGUUGUUACAAUUUGACUAUCUAUGAAGACGAUGUAGGAAGUGUGUCGCUUGGUACUCACCCCCAGAAUCGUAAAAAAGAAAAAAAAAAGUGGUUGCCCAGAUCUAGAUGGUCUGAGGAGGGAAAAGCAUUAGUAUUCCACCAGUAUUCAUCUGAAACAGAAAUGCGAGGUGUUUUUUAGAAAUCACUUUAGCACCACAUGCACGUCCUCACCUGCCACGAGAAGUAUGAUUUUAUUAGUGCAUUUUAUGAACACAUCAUAUAUCUGUUUCAUACUUGAAAAGCAGUAUAUUAUAUUUAAUUGAAGCAUUCUGUUUUAAGGAUUGCAACAAGUCUUUUUGAUAAUGACCUUUCCACAUGUUUUCUAUAAGGGAAUCUACCGUGCUUCUCUCGGUCGUGGUGUGACCUCGUGGUUCGGUCGGCUUUCGCCUGUUCUCCGUAGGGCUGCAUUCAGUCCAAGCAGAUUAGGUUAUGAAAUCCUUCACAGCAUGCUCAAAAAAUGGCUGAGUUUUCUGGUUAUAUGCAAACGAUCAGGCUGAGAGAGUAGCUCUUUCAGCCUCAGGAGUCAGGUGAAUGAGUGUAAACCUGUCUGUCAGGGUAAAUAAGGAUUUCCCUCCUCAGAGCUUCUCAUCUGGCCACACAAAAGGCCUCCCCAUUGGGAUUAUCUUGUCAUUUGUUCUCCUAACUUCUAUGAAGUUGCCUUCCCUUGUGGUUUUUUUUUUUUUUUGGUCUAAUUUUUUUCAUGCUUUUGUGUUGUUAUGAUUUGGGGGGUGUGGCCUACCCAGUGAAGGCUUUAUAGAGUUGCGCGCAUGUCCUCCUCUCUGUCAUGAAAUGGUUGAAUUCCAAGCAAAACCCAGACUUAUCUUUUGUGCUCGUAGAAAGGAAACUGUUGUAGCGUUUUUAGCUUCACACAGUACUUUUGAAAUCAUGUUUACAGCUGAGGAGAUUAGCGUUGGUCUCUGGGGGGGGGGGGACACACCAGACAGUCAAAUAUAGCUAUCCACACAAAAAGCAGAUGUGAUUAUAUUUAAACAUCUUUAUUGGAGAGUUGUACAACAUUCUGUUCUCACUUUCACAUUUUCUUUCUCACACCUCAAUGUCAUCAUCACCACCAUUGCCACUAUUAUUGCUCUUUCUCCAUCAUGUCAAUUGUUUACUGCUGAUGCUCGACAUGGAGCUCUUUGCCUUUUGUAAACAGUUAGCAUGAUGGGCUACAGUUUUAUAGCUCUGCUGAGAGCGAGUGAGUCCUUGUGUUUGAACGGUUGAAGGAUAGAGGAGACGCUCCAGGGCAAGUCGCUUAACGCUGAGCUGUCGUUCAGGUCAGACGAGGGGUUCUGUGAAACUGACAGUUUGACAAAUCCCUGAUAACUGAUGAGUCAAAUAAAUAAAGACACAAAUGUUUUGUGGAUUAUUUGAUGGGCAUCUUUUCCAGUUAGUCAGCACCAUGAAUAGUGGAUGUUUGGGUUUUUCUUUUUUUUUUUCCUUCAAAUUUUCCUACCACACUUCAGGCCUCUGGCUGCUCCUCGCUACAUUUAUUGUUUAGGUACACAGCUCACUUAUACAUAUGAGUAUGUAUACAUACAUUAAUAUACUAAAGCACUAUUAAUGUGCCACCUCUUAUUUUACUCGCUCAGCAUUUAUAUUAAAUGAUCUCUACUAGAAUCAGCAUUUUUUUUUUUGUUUGUUUUGUUUGAUUUGUUCUCUGUCCACUGGUUGCCAACACAGACUUUAUCCUUUCCCAGACGAAGGACUUCUGUGCGCAUUGAUGUGUGUUCACUUAAUCUUUUGUGUUCAAACAAAGAUGUUCUUUAUAGACUAUGCUUCCGAAGAAGACAAAAAUUCUGUAACUUUGGAAAAUUUAUGGAGACGUUUUGUGUGUGCUAGAUUGUAUUGUAGAAAAUGUACCCUAUUUUUUUCCCUCAAAGUGUGCUGUACUGGGUGAUAGUGUUGAGGUAUUAGAAAAGUGUUUGGGGUUUUUUCCCCACCCCUGCCCUACAAGAGGAUAUUCAGGAAGUCUCUGAUGAAAGGUUGGCCUUAAAUCCUCUUGCAAUGCUCCUUUACCUUGUCUGCUUUAGGCGCAUGAGAUAAUCUCAAAAAUAGUAAUUUACACUGAAUUGGCAUGACUUAGAGUCAUACAAAGAGACUCUAGUAGAUUUCCCCUAUUUUGAACAUUUCUUAUGAAACUACAAUAAUGCAAAUCUGUUAUGAUUUGACGCAAAAUGUGUAUUUUUUAUUUUUAAAGGAAAAGUUGACCUAGCUUUUUUUUUUUCUUUCUCUUGUUUUUUUGUUUCUGCAAUAGUUGAGUGAAUUUACUGACCUACAAGUCUUACAGUCUUUAAAGCAUCAUCUGACCUGAUGUGUAGUCAACAGCUAUAAGAGUAUCUGAGUGACAUUCACACAAUAACUUUUGUUCUGCAGUUAUAAUUCCAUGAAUUGGCGACAUUUGAUGGUGUUAAUUCAGUGCGUUGUUUUUUCACUUCUCUCAGUGCGAGUCAACCAAAACUAUCACAAUGUUGAUUCUACCUGCUGGGUCCCCCCUGCAGGUCCGAAUGAGCCUAAAAACGCCUUUAGCUUAGCAGAACUGACAUAUGACAAUGAUGAAUGGGGUGGUUUACUUUGUAGUAAAUAGCAAAGAUGUUCAUUUCAAUCUCUUGUGUGUUUUUGUUUCUGAGUGGAACUGCUGCCUCAACGCCUCAUUUACAUAAUUAACCCCUCCACUCCCACCCUUGACCACUGAACUCUGUUACUGCUGUUUGAGGCUCACAUUUUAUUCCCUGACUUUCUGGGGAAAUUCGCAAAUGGCUAUUUUAUAUGAUUACUCCCUUGUAAAAUAUCUCUUAAAUUAAGGUACAGGUUUGAUUUCAGCAAGAAAAAAGAAGUUUUUAUAUGUAUAUUAUACUCCAUUAAGGAAUGUCUAGAAUUAUCUUCCUCCAAUGUGGAUGUAGCCAUUAUUACGCCAUUUUAUGACUUUGUAAGAGAAUUCACUGUGUGAAAAUUGGUUUGCAUUUUUGUAUAAUACAAUCUGCUUUUUUUUUUCGUUUGAUACGAGAGGGAGGUCAAACUGGAAGUUUGAAGAGAGAAAAAAAUGAACCUGUGAAAUUGAGAAAACAAAGUGUAACUUAUGUACAACAGUGAUUCUAAGCUGAGGGGAAAAGAUUAAAUGAUAUUGCUAACUCA
Molecule: messenger RNA, 7401 nt
Organism: Acanthopagrus latus (yellowfin seabream)
Lineage: Eukaryota; Metazoa; Chordata; Actinopteri; Spariformes; Sparidae
Gene: rc3h1b
Product: ring finger and CCCH-type domains 1b
Exons: 20
Coding region: 323-3724 (1133 amino acids)
Molecular function (GO): metal ion binding
Source: RefSeq, a predicted model, not a curated record